This is a messenger RNA of Striga asiatica, 864 nucleotides long. Lineage: Eukaryota; Viridiplantae; Streptophyta; Magnoliopsida; Lamiales; Orobanchaceae. The record is from the annotation of a GenBank genome assembly.
AUGAACACGUCGGAUGCCACGUGGCGUUCCGGGCCGGAAAUAAAGAAAAAUACAUCAAAAAGUUUAUUUGCUGUUGCUGUCGGGAUAAAGCAAAAGAUAAAUGUUGAUAAGAUAGUCUCGAAGUUCCUAGAAAAUGAGUUUGUGGUGAUGCUUUUCCAUUAUGAUGGUAUUGUUGAUGAAUGGAAGAAUUUUGGGUGGAGCAGUAAGGUGAUACAUGUAUCUGUUGAUAAUCAAACUAAAUGGUGGUUUGCAAAGCGAUUCUUACAUCCAGAUAUUGUGGCGGAGUACGAAUAUAUUUUCUUGUGGGAUGAAGACCUUGGUGUUGAAAACUUCCACCCACAAAGAUAUCUAUCAAUAGUGAAAGAAGAAGGGUUGGAGAUUUCACAACCAGCACUUGAUUCCAGAGUAUCUGAGGUGCAUCAUCUCAUAACAACACGAUGGAGGAUGUCAAAGGUCCACAAAAGGGCUUAUAAAUCCGAUGGUAAGGGCGUUCAAUGCGAUGAUACCAGUUCUGGACCUCCUUGCACAGGGUGGAUAGAAGUAAUGGCCCCUGUAUUCUCAAGAGCUACAUGGCGUUGUGUGUGGUAUAUGAUCCAGGGAGAUCGAACCAAAAGAAUAGGAGUAGUCGAUGCUGAAUACGUUGUUCAUUAUGGUCUCCCAACUUUAGGGGAACCUCACAAGGAACCAUCCGACAACCAUGCAUCACUGAACCAAAGAGUUGAAGUGAGAAGGCAAUCGUAUAAUGAGUACAAGGUGUUCAAAAGACGAUGGAAGAAAGCUGGAGAGGAGGACGAGUGCUGGACGGAUCAAUAUCCUGAUGACCUCCAACAACUCAACCACACACCUGCUUGGCCUAAUAUGUGA